Molecule: messenger RNA, 747 nt
Organism: Lingula anatina
Lineage: Eukaryota; Metazoa; Brachiopoda; Lingulata; Lingulida; Lingulidae
Source: RefSeq, a predicted model, not a curated record
AUGCGGUGUCAGUGGGUUCUCCUGAUUGUGGUAGGUGUUCUGUGGAUUGUGAUCAACGGGGUGAUAGGUGUGAAGAAAAAGGUAUUAGAUAAAGACUUGCAGAGAGAGACAAAGCCUAAAGGACCUGUUGCAAGGGGUAAACUUAUUGAAAUCAACAACUUUACAAUCGUCACAGGCGCUAAUCACAAGUAUUUUUCCCCGGCUCUCGUUAACCACGUCGGGUCAUUCUGUUUCUGGGAACCAACUCUCAAAAUCGUGGUGUGGGACCUCGGUUUGACCGCCAAAGAGGUGGAGACUGUAAAAAGCUGGUCCAGCGUGACGUAUAGGAGGUUCCCCUUUGAAAGGUACCCCCCUCACUUUCGCAACCUGCACACGUACGCCUUCAAACCGGUCAUUAUUAAACAAAUGGUCGAUGAACUCGAGGCAGUGCUUUGGGUGGACGCCGGCAGCCACAUUAGUGGAAGAAUGAAAGAAAUAAUAAUUUCUCUCUUUCAAAAAGAUGGUUAUGUUUAUUCCGGCUUACGUGGAAAUGGUGCGGUGACAAAAGUAGCUCAUCCUGGAAUGUUCACAUAUUUCAACAUCACAAUAGGACCCUACGUUGGAAAGGGGUCUAUCAGUGGGAAUUUAAACGGCUGGCUUAGACAAGGGGAUAUCUAUGAGGAAAUACUGGUUCCAUGGGUCAACAUGAUCAUUCUAGUGGGAAAAAAUAUUGGAAACAUUUUAUAUGACGUAAUCUUGGUGAGAUGA